Molecule: messenger RNA, 524 nt
Organism: Maniola jurtina (meadow brown)
Lineage: Eukaryota; Metazoa; Arthropoda; Insecta; Lepidoptera; Nymphalidae
Product: keratin-associated protein 5-4-like
Exons: 2
Coding region: 195-461 (88 amino acids)
Source: RefSeq, a predicted model, not a curated record
CCGAUCCGAAGUACAUCGAUUGUUUUCUUGUUUCCCAAGAAAAUGUAUAUUUGCUGUCAAUUCAGAAAUAACUUAAAAAAUUCCUAUACAAAAUAUACAUACCCAAAGUUGUUUUAUAUAAAAAUUUAGAAAUAAAAAAACACUGCUUUCGUAGUUUUUUUCAUGAUCGUGGAAGACCUCAGUAAUUUGAAAGUAUGCCGGUAAAAUACGCCUGCCUCGGCUGCCAGGGCCCGAUGGCCGGUCCCUGCGGCCCUCUUGCUUCUCGAGUGGCCCAAUGCGGCGUGGGACCCUGCUGUGUCCACGCGAUAGGCGCUAACUGCAAGGGGCCCUGUGGAGAGAUAGGCGUCAUACAUGGGGCUCGCGGGGGCAUCGCCGGGUCGUACUUCAGCUGCGGUAACGGGUGCAUCGGCGGCUGUACCGGCGGCCUGUGCGGGAGCUGCUGCGGCCCUGCGUGUGGCUGAACUACAGAACACUGAAUUGUGAAUAUCAUAGACGUUCUGGAGGUCAAUAAAUUGUCUACUACC